GAUCAAUCACUCCUACAACCACCAUGUCCCUGCCACGAUCCUCGUGUUCUCUUCGAAAAUGGAGCUCGAUACCGUGUCCGCAUAUACUUUUCGCCAAACCGUCCGCUCUUAGCUACGUUCGUCCAAAUGAUCAUCCUCCCCGCCGACAGCAUCAGAGGGCUCCGAACAACGAAGCCCGAAACUUCCACUCCACCACACCAUGUGCCAAAAAAGCACCAGCUCGAUCCCCUGCCGCCAGUCGGUCUCAAGAUGUAUCACGAAGAGGCAAGCCUGUCUCCUCGCAUACCACUCAGCCCAAUACCCCAGCGCAAGGAGAUCUCCCCGCCCAGCUGAAAGCGCUCGAUAAGAACGGACCCAGGAUGAUGAGAGAGUUAUUAAGGGACGGCGUGCUCGACUCCAUUACUGAGCAGUCAUUCAUGCAUAUUGCCAAGGGCCUCCUAGAAAGCGCGUUCAACCAUCCUCCGUCUGCGUCGGCUAUUCAAACUCUCUCUGCAGAAAACAAUGCAGACCCAAAUCUAAUCUUCAAAAUCGGUUAUGUUACCUCCGCUGCAAAUCCCAGAUUCCGCGAGUGGAUUCUAUCCUCCUGUACGCUCGCCGGCGCCCGAAUCCCCCUCUUCAUCACCGCAAACCGCUACAUAAACAGAGCCGACAGCAGUGGUAGCAGCGGCAGUGGCAUUGGUGGCUCCGUCUCCUCAGAUCCUCGCAGUGGUCCAGUCCUCGCCCAAAUCGAGACCCUCGCUAAGCAAGCUGAGCGUGACCCUCGCGCUAUGCUCAUCCACGCCAAGGUCCUUGGGUUGCAGGGUGAAUACACCGAAGCUCUCGCUCUUACAGAGGACUUGAUGCGCAUGAUCGAACCGAGUAAAUUGCCCCCUGCACUCGAAGAUAACCUAGGUAUAUGGAAAAUCGAGCCUCCUUGGCAGGUAUAUCUAUGGUUGAAGCGGGCCCAACAAAACGCCAACAAGAACAACAAGGGUAGGGAUGCGAGCAAGGAGAAAGACCAGGAGAAGGGAAAGGAAACAGAGGAAGAGAUCAUUCGUGUAGCGGCGGUAGAAUACCAGGACCCCACCGCUUUACUCCGCUACGCAGAUCUGAUGAUGCAACGCGGCGACCUGACCAUGUACGAAGAGUGCAUGGGCAAAGCAGCUACAGCAGGAAACCCAGAUGCAUGCCGCAAACUAGGCAACUUCUACUACCUAACCUUUCUCCGACGGUAUCCGCGUCUCCUGAAGAACGGCAAACAAGUCCCAGCCGAGCCAGAUACACCACCAGGUACCAAUACCGGCAACCCCCAAGCAACGUCUAACUUCUUCACUCGUCUCUCUGCCGUUUUCGGACCCAGACCGCUACCCGAGUACCGUGCUCUCGCGCUGGAAUGGUACAGACUUGGACUUGCCCAUGGGUGUCCCAAGGCUGGGAUUAUUCUUAGUAUCCUCUUCCGGGAGGAUGGAGUGGAUGAUUCGACAUUAGAUAAGGUGAUUCCGCUGGUAACAGGGUCGCGGGAGAUGCUUUCCCUAGUCCAGCACAUGAGGGUUCACUGGGAAGAUAAGGAGUCUAGGUUCGAGGUGCCAGAGAAGCUGUUGGAUGUUUGAUGAAUGCUACCCCGUUUUUGCUCUACCCCC
This is a messenger RNA of Aspergillus ochraceoroseus IBT 24754, 1619 nucleotides long. RefSeq lists its product as uncharacterized. Bases 24 to 1589 code for a protein of 521 amino acids. The record is from RefSeq and is a predicted model, not a curated record. Gene Ontology annotation, molecular function: protein binding. The transcript is spliced from 2 exons. NCBI's taxonomy places the organism in Eukaryota, Fungi, Ascomycota, Eurotiomycetes, Eurotiales, Aspergillaceae.